Molecule: messenger RNA, 423 nt
Organism: Ostreococcus tauri
Lineage: Eukaryota; Viridiplantae; Chlorophyta; Mamiellophyceae; Mamiellales; Bathycoccaceae
Product: unnamed product
Exons: 1
Coding region: 1-423 (140 amino acids)
Source: RefSeq, a predicted model, not a curated record
AUGGCGCGCGUGCUCUGCGCGUGGGCGCUGACGUAUUACGGGUUCUUGUUCAAUCAAUCGUGCGUCGCGCUGGAGGCGCACGCGGAGAUGACGCGGGAGGCGCGGGCGAAGGGGACGGAGGCGCCAAAGUUGUUGGCUGUGAAGUACGGGCGCGUGUCGUGCGCGCGGGUGCUCGUGAGCGCGCGCACGGUGGGGAACUUCAUCGAGCAGUCGUUGGCGCUGAUGCCGGGAUUGUUCGCGCACUUUUACGUCUUCGGAGGACUGCGAGCGAUCCGAGCGGCGUGGCUGUGGCUCGUCGUGCGGUGGUUGUAUCCGGUGGCGUACUCGUACGGUUUGCCCUGGGUCUUCUUCGUCACCGUCCCGAAUUACGCGUGUGUGUUCGGAAUGUACAUCGAAUUGGCGCGCCACGCGAAACUUUUGUAA